AUGUCUUCUCGAAAACAAACCUUGAAAGAGACGCAAGCUACGCAGACCCCUUCGCGAUAUGCGCCGUCCACACCCCAUGCGAUCCGCGCCCUUCAACAACGAAGCGGAGCCAAGACGCGCUCAGUUCGCAGGAGGAGGGCAUUCAGCGAGACCGUGCGACCCGACUCGGCGAGAGGUAUCUUGAGACAGCUAGCUAAGAUUACUGCACCCGCCAGUAAAAAAGUAAUACCUACACCUGGAACUGUGAGGGGAAAAGAAAACAGAGCGCCAUGGGUUGAAAGUCCGCUGAAUGAGGGGGAUGUCGCGCAGAAUGCCAAAAGACCACGUCUGGCCCUGGACAUUGACGAAAGUCUGGAGAGCAUUGAAAUGCCUCAACCAACUGAGGACGAUGACGAGGACAGCGAACUCCCAGCCGCUCCUACGCCUUCAAUUCUGCCAGAUGACGACGGCAAGCUAUACAAUCUGGAUCCAACAUUUACAUUCCGGUCUCUAGAUUACGGGAGGCAAACACAUUCGCCUGAACCCAGCCGCCGUAUGUCUAGACGUUCCUUUCCUGCGUCAGAUCCUGUCGGACAGGUCAGCUUUAAUGGCGGAGACGAGGAAUCUACGUUCCUAUCCGAGAGAGGCAGAAGGGCGGAAACAGUCGAACCAACAGAAAAUCUGUCACGUUACGACUUUGGGAUGAUCGACAUGGAUGGUUUCCAUUCGGAGCUCGAAAUCAGAAGAGAGUCGCUUUUUCAGGGCUUUCCAGAGAGUCUGGAGAAAACCAACAAAGAUUUCUACACACCUCUUCGGGAUGAGGGAGGGGAAACUGAGGCCUUGAAGGGCCUCGAGGAUCUUCAGAGAUCCCCAUCCAUAGCCGCACCUGACGAGAGCAAUUUACACAUCCCGACCUUUGAUGACACAGACUUCCAACUGCCGAUUCCGGAAACGGAAACAACUUCAAAAUAUGCUCAGCGCGCUGGGGAGGCAAGACUCGUCGAAGCGUCACCAUCAGGACACGAUGGCCAUCAACGAAAAGAAAGUCCCGAGCCAGAAGCGGACCCAGAAGCGGACCUUGAAUAUGGAGCUCCUCUUGAAGGCUCUGUUAGGGAAGAGGCCCCACGACCAGCGCCUCAACAUACCCGUCGGAAGAAAUUAAAGUUGACUCGACAAGGGGAAAUGGUACCGUCCUUGCCCAGAAGCCUGAUUAGACGGGCAGCCAUUGAAGCACAAGCCCGGCUCGGCAAUCGUCGGCCUAAACUUGGAAGGGACCACAUGCAAGCUCUUGAACAGGCGACCGAAUGGUAUUUCGAUCAAGUCGGCGAAGACCUGGGAGCUUACUCAACCCACGCGCGGCGGAAACGCAUCGAUCAGAGUGACGUCCUAAUGCUGAUGCGUAGGCAACGGUUGUUCCAAGUUGAUGGAGAGCUUGUGAAAGCUGCGAAAGAGUUGCUUCCCAAGGACGUCGCUGCUGGCUUAAAUCUCGAUGAAUUAUCGGAUCAAUGA
Messenger RNA from Fonsecaea nubica, 1488 nucleotides. RefSeq lists its product as hypothetical. The transcript has a single exon. Gene Ontology annotation, molecular function: chromatin binding; protein heterodimerization activity. Bases 1 to 1488 code for a protein of 495 amino acids. Gene Ontology annotation, biological process: replication fork processing; resolution of meiotic recombination intermediates. The record is from RefSeq and is a predicted model, not a curated record. Gene Ontology annotation, cellular component: FANCM-MHF complex; Fanconi anaemia nuclear complex. Lineage: Eukaryota; Fungi; Ascomycota; Eurotiomycetes; Chaetothyriales; Herpotrichiellaceae.